AUGGGGCUAUCAGGUGGCACCGAAGACCCAGUAGCUGUAGUACUACCAGUAGGAUUACUCCAGACGCUCGAAGGGGAGGCAGAGGCACCAGGAGAGCUCGAUACUCUAGAGGACAAGAUCGCGGAUGAUCCAGUAACUGAGCUUGCUGAGACGGCAGAAGAUGGUACAGAGCUACUUGCAGCACUAGACCAAGCCGAUGACCCUGCGAGUGGAGAAGUUGCAGGUGUAGAGGAACCGGAAGCAGAGCUCGCGGGAGGUAGUGCAGCGAAGGUCCCUGAAGAUGGUGCAGCAUGGGUACCAGAAGAUGGCUUAACUGGAGUUCCAGAAGGUGUUGGAAUAACUAUUCCAGAAGGUGGCGGAGUAGAGAUCCCAGAGGAUGGUGUAGCAGAGUUUGCUGAGCCUGAAGACGCAGUCUGA
Molecule: messenger RNA, 417 nt
Organism: Alternaria postmessia
Lineage: Eukaryota; Fungi; Ascomycota; Dothideomycetes; Pleosporales; Pleosporaceae
Exons: 2
Coding region: 1-417 (138 amino acids)
Source: RefSeq, a predicted model, not a curated record